AUGUCCAGAUCCAGGAUAUGGAAAGAGGUGGCCCAUACUGAGAUGCGCAACGCCGAGAGACCUCGACCACUCAAAGCCAAGAGCGGGCUGGACAGAAACAGAUACUGCGCUUUCCAUGAUCAAAACGGUCACAUCACGGAUGACUGUUGGGACCUUCGAGAUGCUAUUGAAAAGAACGUCAGAGAGGGGAAGUUGAAGCAAUAUAUCAUCCGAACACAGGGAAAGAAAAAUAAUAAGCGAAGGCUAAGAAGCCUAAGCAGAAGUCGAAGCCCGAAGAGAGAAGACAGAAAGGAUCAAAGACAAGACCGACCUGCCAAAGACAAAGAGGUCGAGGAUAAGGACGAGGCCUUUCCUGAAGCCGAAUUCGAAUGCAACGUGAUAAGUGGAGCUCUAGGCGGGGAAGGAGACAGGUCGACCUUUAAAGGGAAAGCCAGCAACCCUGCCCCCCCAAGACUGUUCUUCACUCAGGAGGAACUAGCAAUGGUCGUACCUGGACACACUGAUGUAUUGGUGAUCACUGGAGUGCUAGUCAACUGCCGGGUUAAGAGAAUCUUCAUUGACCAUGGAAGCUCGGCAGAUAUAAUUCUUUGGGAUGCUUUCCAGAGGAUGAACCUGGAUGAGAAGGACUUAAAACCAUGUGUCACCAAGCUGGUCGGGUUCAACGGAGCGGCGUCCCCUCCAAAAGGCUACAUCGACCUAAAGUUGACCUUGGACACGAAGGACUCGUUCCGAGCUGGAAGGGUUCGUUUCGUCGUGGUGGACACCUCGUCUUCAUACAACGUGAUCAUUGGCCGGUCUACAAUCCAUGAAUGA
Molecule: messenger RNA, 813 nt
Organism: Gastrolobium bilobum
Lineage: Eukaryota; Viridiplantae; Streptophyta; Magnoliopsida; Fabales; Fabaceae
Exons: 1
Coding region: 1-813 (270 amino acids)
Source: RefSeq, a predicted model, not a curated record